Lates calcarifer (barramundi perch) is the source of this 1861-nucleotide messenger RNA. Its product is annotated as leukocyte elastase inhibitor. Gene Ontology annotation, biological process: negative regulation of endopeptidase activity. NCBI's taxonomy places the organism in Eukaryota, Metazoa, Chordata, Actinopteri, Centropomidae. The record is from RefSeq and is a predicted model, not a curated record. The transcript has 10 exons. The coding region runs from base 233 to 1393 and encodes 386 amino acids. Gene Ontology annotation, molecular function: serine-type endopeptidase inhibitor activity.
UCUGCUCUUUGAGCUUCUGAGAGCCUCUGAUUUCCUCCAUCAGGUUGUAUCAGACUCCUGUAACCUCAUGGUGGCUACGCCCUAUGGUUUGAGCCUGAGACCUCGGAGCCUCUGAAAAGCCUUAUUGAUAGAUCUCUGCUGUAUUCACAAGAGUGGAUUCAGGCGGAGUUGGACACAAAUCUGAAAGAGUCCGGAUCAGUGUGGAACAGCAGGAACAGUGUCUGACAACACAAUGGCAUCACCAGCCCCUCUGUCCAAGGCCAACACCACCUUCUGUCUGGAUCUGUUCAGAAAGCUGAGCGACAACAACAACACUGCAAAUGUCUUCUUCUCUCCUUUUAGCAUCUCUUCAGCCCUGGCUAUGGUGAUGCUGGGAGCCAGAGGAAACACAGCCACACAGAUAUCAGAGUGUCUGAAAACCCAGGACUGUCAGGACGUCCACACCAGCUUUACCCAACUGCUGACUGAGUUCAACAAGGCAGAUGCUCCGUACGCCCUCAGUGUGGCCAACAGACUGUACGGGGAACAGUCCUACCAGUUUGUUGAGGAUUUCUUAACACAAACCAGGAAGCUCUACAACGCUGAGCUGGAGUCAGUGGACUUCAAAACCAGCUUUGAGGCAGCAAGAGUCAACAUCAACAGCUGGGUGGAGAAGCAGACACAAGGUAAAAUCAGAGACAUGCUGCCCAAAGAUGUACUGGACAAUGACAGCAGGCUGGUGCUGGUCAAUGCCAUGUACUUUAAAGGCACCUGGAACAAAACGUUUGAGCGGAUAGAUACUUAUGAUGCUAAGUUCAGACUCAACAAGAGUGACACUAAGCCAGUGAAGAUGAUGAACAAGACAGCUGACUUUCCUCUUGCCUCCAUUCCUGAGGCCAACUGCCAGAUCCUAGAGAUGCCCUACAAAGGGAAGGAGCUCAGCAUGCUCAUCUUUCUACCUAAUGAGAUAGAGGAUGAUACCACCGGUCUGGAGAAGCUGGAGAAGCAGCUGACCUAUGAGAAAUUUGUGGAGUGGACUCGUCCAGACAUGAUGUCUGAGGUUGAGGUUGAUGUGAAGCUGCCUCAAUUCAAGUUGGAGGAGACGUAUGACCUGAAAGGCGUCCUGAAAAACAUGGGCAUGGUGGACGCUUUUGAUGACAAGAAGAGUGACUUCUCUGGCAUGUCUGGGACCAAAGACCUGGUUCUGUCAAAAGUCAUCCACAAGACUCAUGUGGAGGUGAACGAGGAGGGAACUGAGGCUGCUGCUGCCACUGGCGCUUGUGUCCGUCUUUUGUCAGGGCGUAUGUAUUUCAAUUUAGCCCACUUCAUCGCAGACCACCCCUUCCUCUUCUUCAUCCGACAUAACACCACCAUGAGCGUUCUGUUCGCCGGCCGAUUCUGCUCCCCUGUGUGAGCGCUGUGUCCCCCAGAGCAGUGUGACUCCACAGGUGGAGGUUACGUGGGAUGUAGCUACACUCAAACAGUCCACAGCCCCUCUGCAUUGCUCUAGCUAUAAAUCACAUUUCCCCUCUCAGUUACUUUUACAAAGUGUAAAAUGUGGCUCUGCACAGUGCACCCUCACAUUUACAUCCAGGUGCUGCUGCCCUCAGUCUGUUGCUUGUGCUGAAUCCCAAACUUUUUCUGAUGAUUAUCUGUAUGUUUUGAAAUGGUCUUUGCUUGUAGGUGAGCAGAAAAUCCCUGUGUAUCUUUUUACUGUCUGAGAGAAGCUGCUGAGCUGUUGCACUUACACAUCUUUGAAAUGUAACUUUACCAUCCCAGUCAGUCGAACAUGGAGUUUCAUGUCAGUUAAUGAAUCUAAACUAUGGCUGCACUUUGUAUCCUCCUGCUUGCAUAACUGGAAUAAAGGAGUUUGGUUUGAAAA